GAGUACCCGGCGGAAGGCAGGGAGGCCCGGGAAUCCCAGAGGGGUGGGAGCGGAGCUGAGGCGUCCGCCGGGAGCUUGGUUCCCUACCGCGGGAAUCUGCGCGACUGCUUUUGCUCUUCAAGCCCAGGGCCGAGAUGCUUGUUAACGUCGCUCUUCGCUUCUACACUGGGAGGCCUUGCUGUUCCGAUUCGUGUCGCCCUGAGAUGCUGGGCCUUGUAGGCCACUUCUCAAAUCAGCGACUUUGAUUUGCAGCCUUCACUCACAGCCUCAGGAUGGCCCACAAAAUGGAAUCAAUGGCAAAGAAGAUGUUUAAAGGAAUUUUAGUAGCUGAAUUGAUGGGCGUUUUUGGAGCUUACUUUUUGUUUAAUAAGAUGAAUACAAGUCAAGAUUUCAGGCAAACAAUGAGCAAGAAAUUUCCCUUCAUCUUGGAAGUUUACUAUAAAGCCAUCGAACAGUCUGGAAUGUAUGAAAUCAGAAGGCAAGAUCAAGAGAAAUGGAUGAAUAGCAAAAAUUAAGACCAGUCAUCACGUUCAGCCUCCCAUCUGAGCUGUUUGAGACCUUUGAGAGGAGAAGAAAGAUGAAUUUAAUCCCAAUAUAGACUCUGAACUACCACAGAACAUCCUACCAAGUAACAGGAACUUCAGGUCUGCUUUGGCCUGUGGCUUCCCACCCACUAUGCAAACCCACUCCUUGUUCGUUGCUCUUCUGUUUUUAUUGUCAAAGAUUAAUAUUUUACAAAUAAAUGACUAAGGAAGGAAAAGG
This is a messenger RNA of Marmota flaviventris (yellow-bellied marmot), 762 nucleotides long. It is a transcript of the gene Cebpzos, whose product is annotated as CEBPZ opposite strand. Lineage: Eukaryota; Metazoa; Chordata; Mammalia; Rodentia; Sciuridae. The record is from RefSeq and is a predicted model, not a curated record.